Molecule: messenger RNA, 858 nt
Organism: Dictyostelium discoideum AX4
Lineage: Eukaryota; Evosea; Eumycetozoa; Dictyosteliales; Dictyosteliaceae
Exons: 1
Coding region: 1-858 (285 amino acids)
Cellular component (GO): membrane
Source: RefSeq, a predicted model, not a curated record
AUGGAAGAUAGAAAUUUGGAAAGAAAUAUUGGUAGUGAUAUUUCAUCAUCAUCAAGUAUUGAUAUGUCACAAUCAACAAACCUUGAAAUUUCAAUAGACCAAUCAAUAAAUAGAAAUUUAGAAAAAAUUGAUAUUUCAGAAGAUGAUGUGCGUAGAGGUGAAAAGAAAAUUGAAAGUUUUGAAAAUGGUGAGAAUAAUAAUAAUAAUAAUAAUAAUAAUAAUAAUAAUAAUAAUAAUAAUAAUAAUAAUAAUAAUAAAAAUGAAGACAGAAAAUUUAAAAAAACUUUAUUUUGUAUAAAAAUGUAUAUAAUUCAAUAUUUUAAAAAAUGGUUAGGAACUGGUAAAGAUAAAAGACCACCAAUACCAGAUUUAGAAGAGAUAGGGUGGACUUGGUUGGCUUCAUUUACUGGUAUUCUAGUUUUAGCUUUAAUUCAUUAUCGUGAAGCACUUGAUGCUCAAAUGCAAGUUUUGAUUGGUUCUUUUGCUGCUUCUGCUGUGAUUAUAUUUGGUGUACCAAAAUCCCCAUUAGCUCAACCAAGAAAUUUAAUUAUGGGUCAUUUCCUAUCUGCAGUAGUUGGUUCGGUUAUUAGAGUUGCUUUAGUAUAUACCAAUGCCAAUUUUGAAGUUGCAUGUGCUUUGGCUGUAAGUUUAUCGAUUAUGUUAAUGCAAUUUACAAAUUCUUUACAUCCACCAGGUGGAGCCACUGCUUUAAUCUGCGUUAUGGGUGUUGAACAACGUUGGAGAGGCUUUUACUUUAUAUUUGUACCAAUUUUAUCAGGUGCACUUAUAAUGUUAUUAACUGCAUUGGUUGUAAAUAAUUUUGCUAGAAAACGAUCUUAUCCGUUAUAUUGGUGGUAA